GUCUGGCUGCACCUGCAUCCUUAGCUCAGAGCAUCCCUGGAGCAUCUUAAGAAGCGACCGCAGCUGGCAACCAGGGACCAGACUGUCGCAGGAGGCGUCCGCCAGAUACCUUCCCCCUCCCCUGACCUAGCGCUCUACAGCAGCGGCCUCAGUACCGACCGGGGGUUCCCAGAGUUGUCCGACCACUGCAAAAGCAUUUAUAGCAAUAGCCUCUGACUACGACAUGGCUGAGAUCACCAAUAUCCGACCUAGCUUUGAUGUGUCACCAGUGGUGGCUGGCCUCAUUGGGGCCUCUGUGCUGGUGGUGUGUGUCUCGGUGACUGUCUUUGUCUGGACAUGCUGCCACCAGCAGGCAGAGAAGAAGCACAAGACUCCACCAUACAAGUUUAUUCACAUGCUCAAAGGCAUCAGCAUAUACCCAGAGACUCUUAGCAACAAAAAGAAAAUCAUCAAAGUGCGGAGAGACAAAGAUGGCCCUGGGAGGGAAGGGGGACGCGGGAACCUGUUGGUGGAUGCAGCAGAGGCUGGCCUGCUGGGCCAAGACAAGGGUCCCGGGGGACCUAGCUCUGGAUCUUGUAUAGACCAAUUACCCAUCAAAGUGGACUAUGGGGAAGAACUGAGGAGCCCCAUUGCGAGCCUGACCCCAGGGGAGAGCAAAACCACUUCUCCGUCGUCUCCAGAGGAGGAUGUCAUGCUAGGAUCCCUCACCUUCUCAGUGGACUAUAACUUCCCGAAAAAAGCCCUGGUGGUGACAAUCCAGGAGGCCCAUGGGCUGCCAGUGAUGGAUGACCAGACCCAGGGCUCUGACCCCUACAUCAAAAUGACCAUCCUUCCUGACAAGCGGCAUCGGGUGAAGACCAGAGUGCUGAGGAAGACCCUGGACCCUGUGUUUGACGAGACCUUCACCUUCUAUGGCAUCCCGUACAGCCAGCUGCAGGACCUGGUGCUGCACUUCCUUGUCCUCAGCUUUGACCGCUUCUCUCGGGACGACGUUAUCGGGGAGGUCAUGGUGCCAUUGGCUGGAGUGGACCCCAGCACAGGCAAGGUACAGCUGACCAGGGACAUCAUCAAAAGGAACAUCCAGAAGUGCAUUAGCAGAGGGGAGCUCCAGGUGUCUCUGUCAUAUCAGCCUGUGGCGCAGAGAAUGACAGUGGUGGUCCUCAAAGCCAGACACUUGCCGAAGAUGGAUAUCACCGGUCUCUCAGGUAAUCCUUAUGUCAAGGUGAAUGUCUACUACGGCAGAAAGCGCAUCGCCAAGAAGAAAACCCACGUGAAGAAGUGCACUUUGAACCCAGUCUUCAAUGAGUCUUUCAUCUAUGACAUCCCCGCUGACCUCCUGCCUGACAUCAGCAUCGAGUUCCUUGUCAUCGACUUCGAUCGCACCACCAAGAACGAGGUGGUGGGGAGGCUGAUCCUGGGGGCGCACAGUGUCACAGCCAGCGGUGCGGAACACUGGAGAGAGGUCUGCGAGAGCCCCCGCAAGCCUGUGGCCAAGUGGCACAGUCUGAGCGAGUACUAAUCCUGUCCUCCUCGCCUCUAACCCCGGGGGCCAGGCUGGGCAGGGACGUGGCGGGGAGGGAGAUGACAGAGAGAAGCGGACUCAAAACCUCAUUUUAGUUGUAGAAGAAAAUUUCUUACAAAACAAACCCCACAAGGAACACCCUACAAGACCACAGCUGCAGAUGAGUUCUUAGCGAUGAUGAUUUUUCUCCUUUGCAAGGCACUAGAAAUUCUUUUCUUUUUAUUAAUGGGGGAAAAAAGAGAAGAAAAGACCUCUACAAGUCUAUAUAUAACAAUGUAACCUUAUACUUGCAUGUCUAAUACAAACUGAAGAAAUUAGCCUAACUGCCAAUAUCAAGUUACAGAUUUUAAUCCAUGAAAAUUGUGUUUUGUGCCGAAUUGUAUUUGCUGAUUACCUGAAAUUGGCCUCUUUUUAUUGGGCUUCUCUGGAGAGUUACUCUCACUCCCCACCUCUGCGGAAGAAUAUUUUGCUCUUGUAAAACCUCAUAUUUUCAUCAUCCCCAUCUUUUCUCCCUAUCACCUCUUACAUCUCUGCUCUUUGAUUGAGCUCAAGGUCCAGAGGUCUGUGGUAAGCCAAGAAACAAAGGUAGAAUGGAUAAGGCAGGGUUUGUAGGAGAAGGGAUAUUUGAGAAAUGUGGUAUUUUUGCUGUCAGGGCUCCUGCUAUGAAGGGGUAAAAGGCAGUCUCUGAUUAAUCUGUGAUGAAGCACAUGAACACAUCAGACUUACUAGGUAGAAUUUGGGUUUACAAAACUCGAUGACUUCUCUAAAAAGAGCUUUGGAGACCUCAAACUGAGAUAUAGGAUAGUCCCAAUGAACGCAUUCAGCUGAUCCCAAACGCUGUGUGCAGGCCUGAGGACAAGGAGAGGAGAAACGAGAUGACUGCCUUCCCCCUUUGCCGCUCUGUAUGGGAGUGACAGCCAUUUGUUGGUCGAUGGGUUAGAAGUCAUCAGAGGUCUGAAGGAUUAAAUUGGACUUUGUUUUUCCAGAAUUGCUGACCCCUGAGAAGCUUGAGAGUCUUCUCAAGUAGCUUAGAUGAAGUUAGUUUUGCUUCGUAAGGAAAAGGGCCUUCAGAAAUUAUUCUUUCUCCUUAAAUUUUUCAAUAAGCCCUCUUAAAAAUAACUAAAUGAUUAAAAUGAGUAAAUGUGACUAAAUGAGUAAUAAAGGUAAAUUGGAUUUGUCCAGAACAUCCUUUCCCUCAAAACGAAAAUGCUUAAUUUUUAGAACUUAUGAGUCUCAAAACAAGGUGAAGGGAUGGGGGAACUGCUGAGUUUAAUGCUCCUGCUACCAGUGGGAGAUAGAAGUUGAGAGAGACUCGGCGUCUUGCUGAGAUUAGAAUUCACUUCUCCUUACUCCUAGUCCAGCUGUGUCUCUAACGCUGAGACUUUUCGGAUGGCGGAGAUUUCAUCGACUAUAAGUAAGCUUGCAUAGGCAGUAGAUAUUUCUCUGAGCCUGAAGAGGAGCUCAGACAAGCAGCAGUGUGAAACAAGGCCUGAAAGAUUAGCCAGGACGGAAGGUCCACAUCCACUCAAGAACAUCACUUUCUAGUUUGCUUCUGAGAAGGGAGUCGAAAAGCUGAGUCUCUAUGGAGAGAGUGGCGAUGUUGCCUUUGAUGUUCCCUCAACUCUUGUGGAUUUAAGACCAAUCUGCUUCCCCGGUCCUUUUGUUGUUGUUUUAAGCCUGGAUGCUUGACAAUGCAGAGCAGUUCUGAGCGGGUACAAAGCCCACUCUCAGUUCUUGUCCCUGUCAGCCUCCACCCCCCAUAAUCUGACUCACCGUCUCACCAUCAGUUGGAUUCACCCCACCAGUCUCUAUCCUAUACUCCAUGGAAUGUAAAUACUGUAUCAUACGUAGAAGAAAAUAAUUUUUGUUUUCUAAAAAUGCAUUUUGAGAUAGUUUAAUGUAAAUCUGACAGGAGCAUUCUGAAGCCCCAUUAGGAAAAACUUUAAAUGGUUCCUCUUCAUCGCCUUAAUGUCUAAAGAUCAGAAAUCGCUGAGCAACCCGCUUUUGUUUCCUUCCCAGAAACAAGGCAAAGCAACAGGUGGAGGUAGUCCGGUCUUUGCCCUGCUGUGUGUGCCUCUGUAGCUCCUCCUGACGGAAGUCUGGGAAAACAACCUCACCCCACCCCUCUCUCCCCCAUCUCCUCUCUCCCCCAUCUCCUCUCUCCCCCAUCUCCUUGUAGCUUUAUUCCCUGCAUUCUUUGGGUCCACUGAGCCGUGGGUGGCGAGGUGAUGGGGUGGGAACCAGUAGUUCUGCAGCCCAGGAGCUGCCUUGGUGUCUUUCUCAGAAAAAGGCAAAGAGGCAGACGGUACAGGUUUCCUCCCUCCUACCUCAGGCCUGAUCCAUCAUGCCCUUGACUUUGCUGUCCCAAAGUUUUCUAGCUGACUUUGGCUUUCACGUUUGUUCUUCCCAGAGCUGACUGAUAAGGGUGGAGGAGGCACGCCUCCUCCUAAGAUUCAGUUGAAAGACAAGAGAGUCACAUCCUAGCUUUUGCACAAGGCACUCAUGGUCAGGAAUAGGUUAGGGAAUGGUCACUUCUGAUUUUCCAAGAGUCAGUCCUUCUCUGCUGAUAUCUUGAUUCCUUUGGGAAGACAAGAGUUUUUCUUAAUAACAAAAGUCCCUUUAUGAGUUAUUUCUUCUUUCAGUUCUUGUCAGUGGAGCACAGCCAAGAUGUACAUGUUGAUGAACAGUGCUCUAGAUAUGAAAACAGAUAGAACUGGUUUGUGGGACAGGGGCGGCUUGCUCAGGAGAGGGAAUAAUGCGAGUCUUUUUUUCUUGGAAGGCAUCUGUUAUGGCCAUGACAGUGACAUUGCCCUCGCCGUGAUCCUUCUCUGACGUGGUCGUCUUUCUUUACCUUGUGUCUUCUCUUGUAAAAAUGAAACUCAAAAAUAAAAUAAGCGUGUCAAAUUUGAAAAAAAGAAAAAACUGAAGAAGCUAACAUGAAUUGUGUGAAACUGCAUAAUGCUGUAACGCUAACCUACAAUAUGUAAUGCAAUCUUGUAUGUUGAAUUUGUUAAUGCACCACACAAGUGCAAAA
This is a messenger RNA of Equus quagga, 4556 nucleotides long. RefSeq names its product synaptotagmin 11 (gene SYT11). Gene Ontology annotation, biological process: regulation of dopamine secretion; regulation of calcium ion-dependent exocytosis; cellular response to calcium ion. The record is from RefSeq and is a predicted model, not a curated record. Lineage: Eukaryota; Metazoa; Chordata; Mammalia; Perissodactyla; Equidae. Bases 224 to 1519 code for a protein of 431 amino acids. Gene Ontology annotation, molecular function: calcium ion binding; clathrin binding; calcium-dependent phospholipid binding. The transcript has 4 exons. Gene Ontology annotation, cellular component: axon; synapse; membrane.